This is a messenger RNA of Symbiodinium natans, 3081 nucleotides long. The record is from the annotation of a GenBank genome assembly. NCBI's taxonomy places the organism in Eukaryota, Dinophyceae, Suessiales, Symbiodiniaceae.
AUGGCAACCAAGCAUGAUCCCAGCGAAAGUGCCAGGGCUGAGCUGGCUGUUGCCUUGGCGAGCCGACGGCGCACAGCCCGGAGUGCCUUCGCCGUUGCAGGGGAGGCAGCACGCAGAGGCGAGGCUCUUGGGCAGCGCCUUUGUGUGGCUCUGGCACGAGCUUGUGCAGAAGAAGGGCGCGCGGAUGAGGCCAAGUUGCUCAGAAGGAGAAUGAUGGCGGCUGGGAUUGUUCCUGAUGCAGGCAUACGGGCAGACCUCGUUCGCGCCUUUGGCGCAGCGGCAGCCACCGCACGAGGUGGCGAGCGAACCAGGCUUCUGUCGCAUGCAUGGCGGGAGGUGCAGGAGGCCAAGGCGCAGGUUCCACAGUCUCUUCCGGCCGAGUUGCUGCAUGCUCUGCUGGCAGCAUACUGCUCUGCCGACUUGGCUGGCCAUGCAAAGGAAGUCCUGAUGAUGAGCCCCUCACAUUUUGGGGUGGAGCCGGAUGAGGUCGCCUAUGCGAUCGUCCUUUCGGCUUUGGAGGCCACCUCGCCAACAGAGUUUCGGCAGCUCUGGUUCCACAUGCGGAACAUGUCGGAACGUCCUGGCGAGGUGCUGCUUCAGUCAGCACUUCGAGUAGCUGUGAAGCUUCAGGAUAUGGCUUUUGCGCAAUCCGUGUUGGAGCUUCUUUUCCAGGCCAAGGUGGCCCCGGAUGCUGCCGUAAUGUCAGCCCUCGGUGCUUCGACAGGUCCGGAAGCUGCUGCUCUGCGCCGCCUCCUUGCCGCGUUCGGAAAGGUAGCGCGCCCGGCCCUGACCAUUUCGAGACAACGUGCUGAUAACGCCGUCCCUCGAAAGAUUGCCGCAAUUGGCUUUCGGAUCUGCCCAUCCUGGUACCGGCCUGGCUCAACCAGUGACAAGGUGCCGGUAGUCGCCCUUACCGGGCUGUCUGCAAUCCACUAUUUGGCUCUGUUUGCCGGGGAAGUUGUGGAGAUCUCUACGUGCUUUCUCCAUCAGCUGCGGCUCUUUGGUGUGCCAGAUGUGAUGCCAAGGCGGAAGACGGCAGAGCGUGCUGUCAAUGUCAGUAGUUUCGUACAAGAGGAGCCCGGUCUCGUGGCUUUGCUGCAAGGGAGUCUGCGAAAACAUCUUAAAGAUGAAGCCCAGAAACAGAAGUGGAAGGAGAUGAUGGAACAGGCAGGACUCUCCUCAAGAUCUGCUUCGUCACACGAGGCCCCGGAGGAAGGCGAAGGCGAAGAGGAGACGACCAAGUCACGCCUUCAACGUAGUGGAACUGGUUGGGCCAGCAUACCCAGGAGGGAGCGGCAGGAACAAGCACGCCUGAGAGCCCUGAGUGGCCAUCGAUGCCUUCAGUCAAGACUGCUGGCUGCCAACGUUCUCGAGUCGGAGGCGUUUGAUUUCGUGAUGAUUAUCAUCAUCCUGGCGAAUGCAGUCACCAUUGGUGUGGAGCAGUGGAUACGUGUGGAGGGUGGCAACACCAAGGACGGCCCCCUGAAUAUCCUGGAACACAUCUUUCUCGUAAUCUACACUCUUGAAAUAUUCCUGCGAUUCUUUGUGAAUGGGCCACUCAAAGCCAUCAGAGACCAUUGGGUCAAAUUUGACACCGUUUUGGUCAUAUUGGGCUGGCUCGUGCUCUGGAUUUUGCCUGCGGCGAUACCCAUGUCGGAGGAAACGGGCGAGUACUCCGGUUUUUUAACACUGCGGACGCUUCGAUUGCUGCGAUUGGCGCGAACAGCCCGUAUCAUCACCAGGAUGCAUGAACUUUGGAUGCUAGUUCAGAUGGUUACCUCCUGUGCGAGCACCAUGAUUUACACGCUGUUGUUGCUAGUGACUGUGCUGUACCUGUUUUCCUUGCUCUUCGUUGAGGUGAUCACCAACCAUCCCUUAGCGAAAAGCGAAGGGGUCGAUCCUCUAGAGUCUGCAUUCUUUCUGGUGGCCAAUGAACACUUUGCCAACCUAUGGGUGACGAUGAUGACGCUUGUUCAGUUUGUAACGCUGGAUUCCAUGGCCAACGUCUACAAGCCUCUUGUCAAGGGGGACCCGGGCUUGGCUCUCUACUUCGGAGGCUUGGUGUUGGUGAUCUCCAUCGUACUGAUGAAUCUUAUCACUGCGGUUAUUGUCAACAGCGCGCUCGAGCAGGCCUCCAGCAACAAGGAGAUUCAGCGAAUUCAGGAGAACAAGCGAAGAAAGAAGACGAUCGAUGAGCUGCAUUCAAUGUUCUCACGUCUUGACCACGAUGGCAGCGGCACCAUCACCCUGGCAGAGAUCAUGGAGGCAACAGAAGAGGAUCAGAUGCUUUUAAAGAAGUUUUUGACGCUGGAGAGCCCGUUGGAAAUAUUCCGCAUGCUGGAUAUUGACAACUCCGGGCAGCUGAACAUAGAGGAGUUCUGUGAGGGCGUCAUCCAGCACGUCACUUCAGACCGGUCCGUUGAGUUCAAGCGCAUCGACAAGAACUUCAAGCAAUUGAGGAAAGAAGUCAGGGCGCUGCAGUUGUCGGUGGACAAGCUGACUGGAAUGUUCAUGCAAACCAUGGGCGUUGGGUCAACAUCCAGCAUGGCACUGUGCAAUGUUUCCUCGGACGUCAAGGAUGCUAGAACCAAGCGCAGAGGGAUCUGCUUCGAAGAAGAUACGAAGCCUAGGGAACCGGUGAUGGAACCGGAGCCUCGAGGAGCAGCGGAGUCGCAGACGCCUCCAGUGUGGGCUGCGGACCUCUUCAAAUCUCUCCGGGAAGAGUUCGCGCAGGAGUUUUGGCAGGUGCGCAGCGACCUCGCACGGGGCAUCGCUGUGACGGCACAGCAGGCAGCACAAGCAGCUGCAGACCGACCAGCCGACAUGUCCGAUUUGCAUCAGGAAGUUGCGGAUGCCAUGAAGCUGGCCUGGGCCUCCGACCGAUUCCUUCGCGAGCGGCCGCCUGACAAAGCCACUUUGGGCAGUCUCCGGCAUGGCCGGGACUCGCCCGGGAAUGUGCUCAGGAUGCAACCUGCUGAGAAGACUGCUGCCAUGAUUCGCGCAGCGCCUGCCAUGCCACCAGCACCACCGCAGAUGGACACCGACUCACCGCGGCUCGAAGUCUUUCCAUGGAAGGAUUGA